UUGUUGUAACAGCAUCACCGCCAAACGACCAAAGCGAACGAAAUCACAAAACGACUCCAGCUUUUGGGAGCAGAGACUCACUUCUUGAGAGAAACCGGCACGAGGUCGACAGACCGGAGGAUCAAAACUCAGUGUGCAAUAUCUUGACUAGAAGCCAGCAGCUGGAAAUCGAGUUGGACACUGAGCUAUAGCCAUCAUCGUAGUUUUUACAGAUCCUCAAGAUCCUUAACCGAACACGAUCAACUCAGCGAGUUACCGGCGUAUUGAAGAACACGAGGCCUCACAAGUUGAUGAUUAAUGGCGGAACUGUUAAUUAGUGGUCACACAAGCUACGUUCCAGAUGACGGACUAAGCGCCAAUCAGUUGUUUAAAGAAGGCGAAGGUUUAACUUACGAUGAUUUCCUUAUUUUGCCAGGAUUCAUCAAUUUCACAGCAGAUUCCGUUGAUCUUACAUCGGCUCUCACCAAAAAACUUACUCUCAAAACCCCGCUUGUAAGUUCACCCAUGGAUACUGUUACUGAGUCAAAGAUGGCUAUCGUUAUGGCACUUCACGGAGGAAUAGGUAAACUGACUAUUUGUAGUUUAAUACAAAUGUUGAUAUUUUAGUCAAGUGACUCUUAAGUUACCUCAGUGAAAAUCAUGAAAUACGAGGUCUCCAGAGUAAACAUUUACGGGCUUGAAGGAGGGUUUCGGUCUGACAGGUACAUUAUAAUAAUAGCCUGCGAACUGCAGACGUAUUUCCGGCCGUCGGUUCACGGAGGGAGAGAAACAACGACCGGAAAUACGUCUGCAGUUCGCAGGCUAGCGUUCUAAUAAUUUGGCAGUAAAAUUCACAACCAUAUUAUUGCUUGUACACUCUUUUCUAAAAAGUAAAUGGACGUUAGGCUUAACAGGAUUAUUGAAAAAUCUACUGGAAGAAAAUUAUGGAGGAAGUGAAAUGAGAAAUAGAGACAAAGCGCAAGAUAUCACGUAAACCGGCUUCUGUUUGUAAAUCUCCACGUUGUGUCCAUGGCUUUAUCAAAAUAUUAGUAUGACUCUUAUUUUCAGAGUCUUUCAGAGUCAAGCAAACAGUCUUAACUGUAAAUCACUCAGCUCAGUGCUUAAUUGAUUCUAAUUUUUAUCGACACGCACUGUCGCUUAAGUUUUAGCAGGUAGGUAACGGUAAAUCGCGUGACAAGGGCUGCACACUACUUGCGUACUGAGUGGGGAGGGGACAAGACUGUGGAUUGACGCUCUCCCCAUUCUUCCUCCUUUUCAUCGCUCGCCUUACUUUUCACGCGCGCUCCAUCAUCUGAACGCCGGGUAGUCUAAAAUGGCAGUCUCGAUCCCCUUCCAGGUGGAGGGGUGGGGGCAGGGGGGUUUUGGGCGAUCUCACCCGAGACCCCACGGUUUAGUGGGCGGAAUCGGCUGAAAUUAAAGGCUAAACGCUUAGAACGGAGUUCGAGUUUCCAAGAUCCUUGCGUUUUUUAUGACGCUGACAUGAAGUACUCCCUCUCCCUUCUCCUCACCUCUGUGUAGUCUGAACUGUCAUCCCUCUCUUCGACCAACCCCCCCAGCGGGUGACAAGGCCCGGCUCUUUCCUUGCCGCCAGUUGGAGGGUGGGGCGAACAACCGGAUGACAUUUCAGACUAACCGCCGUGAUGCCGGCUUUGGUGUCAGAAGCCGGUAAUACAUGGCUCUUGAUGUUGUAUAUACUGCACUACAGUGGGCCUCUUUAUUUUCAACGAUCUUGUAAUUACAGAUUUGAGUACCAGCUCUUUUUUAGGUUACCUUCCUCUUUCAUUCUUUUAAUGCAUUUUCCAGGGAUAAUUCAUCACAACUGUAGCGUUGAAUUUCAAGCUAAUGAAGUGCGCAAGGUCAAAAAGUUCAAACAAGGAUUUAUCAACGAUCCCAUAGUCCUUAGCCCAAGCCAUUCAGUGCGUGACGUCAUGGACAUCAAGAAAAAGUGUGGUUUUUCAGGCAUACCACUGACCGGUAAGGCUCAGUUAGUGGAAUGUGAACGCGGCUUUACAUGGCGAUGUCUUCAAUCCUAUCUUUUUCACAUUCUUAAAUAGAGAGGAUCUCCUUUUUAUGGACAGAACUGGCUUGAUUUUUGUUAAAUUAACAUAGACUCAAAAAACUUCUCUUUUGAACUUUUUUUGAGCAGUUUUCCGCGGGUGCUUAGGCCCGGUUCUCACAAGCGACGUGAACGCGAGCAAAAGCACGAGAGUUGUUCUCACCGAUCCAAACGCAGUUAUAGCAAGAUACGCACGCGCAUUUGAGCACUUUGCAUUCUAACAUGACGGACGAAAUUUUCUCCUUGUAAUCCUUGCGUUUACACUUUCCGUUUGCCGUUGUCUCAGGAUGCAAGCACAAGACCGGGCCGACCCAGGAAAUGGAACAAUUUUCCAUUUAUUACGUCGUCGGCACUUGCCUUUACGUUUAUGUUGAGGUAGAUCACACGUGUGUUCUCUCGUGCUUGCUCCCCAUGUUGAUAAUGAUGAUGAUUAAUAUUUAUUAUUAUUAUUAUUAUUAUUAUGGGGUUGGUAGUGGUGGUGGUGGAUGACAGUGAUGAUAAUGUUGCGUUGUUUGGUUGUUACUACAAUGGGGGUAGUAAUUAACGAAAAUGGUAUUAAGAACUGAGACCGUAUCGCCUAUUCCGAUAACGUAUAGCGUUUACUUCGUAACAGAGUUUGAAAGUCAACAAACACGCUGAUAAUUCUUCUGUUUCUUUCUAACUUAGAUACAGGCUGUCUUGGCGGUGUUUUAGUUGGAAUCGUUACUUCGCGCGACAUUGAUUUUCUCAGCCAGUCUCAGUAUGAUAUGAAAUUGGACGAAGUAAUGACUCCGAGGGAUCAGCUAAUUGUAGCUAAAUCAGGAUGCACGUUGAGGGAAGCGAAUCAGAUUUUACAGAAAAGUAAAAAGGUAUGUCUGGGUUUCCAAGGUGGCUGCAGUUAAGUUACUCAGUUAUAACACCUUUAACUUGAAGUGAACGACUCCAUGGUCUUUUCUUAUGCCUCUCAGCCCUUAGCCUGCAGAACAGACAUUAGGGAGAACAACAUUGUUUUAAGCUACGGACGCCGUGAGGUUAAACGUGCCUUGACGAUUUAAAAUUUGUAUAGCUUAGCUUCUUUACUCUUAUAGAGGCAAUUUGACUGAAAAUUUGGGCAAAAUCAUCGUCCAAAAAUGAAAAAAGGCUACUUCCGGUUGACGUGCGUUGCUCAAAAACGUUGUUGCUUAAGCUCACUAUUGUUUUGCCGUGUUAUCCUAGCGAGCGAAGGCCAACCUGAAAAACCUCAAAAAAAUGGCGCCUGUAAAGCCCGAAAAAGUGAGUCCUAAUGCUGCUGAGUUUACUCUCUUUACCUCUAAAGGAAGUUCCAUUGGAGAGCAAUGAAAAUAAACAGAACUGGAAAACAAUUAAAGUACAAAACUACAAGCCCAGAUGAAUAUGCAUUUCAAGUUAAUCUUCAUCUACGCUAUUGUCCAUAACAUUUUCCACUGAAUUUGUACUUCAUAAUUAAUAAUGUACCUGUUUUGGUUUCCCAAGCCUCUGUUUCAAAGCGAGGCUAAGCGCGAAGCCACUGAUAUUGAAAUACUUUUUAUUCUAAUGUAAAUAAAAACUCAUUUUCACAAGAGAGGGUUUGCACUAAGCUUCGUUUUGAAAGUGAGAGUGUGUAGAACUCGGAAAUUGCUUAUAGAACUAAAAGCGCAUUUUCCCGUUCCCUGGGAACGAGAUUGGUUCAGCCGACAACCAGGACGUUUCUCGCGUGGACGAAAAGAGACAUCUACGUCCGCAUUGUUAAUGCGAUAAAUCCCCUUGUUUAGUCUUCCUCUUAGCUUCGUAGGACAAUGAACCUAUUGUAGCUUACCAGUUAACACAGUAGCUUUCCACCUCUCUACAGGCCAAGUUACCCAUUGUGAACGAAAAUGGAGAACUGGUAUCAUUGAUAGCUCAUACAGAUCUUAAGAAAAACCGCGAAUAUCCACUGGCUUCCAAGGACAGUAAAAAACAGCUACUUGUUGGGGCUGCAGUGGGCACGCGUGAGGAGGAUAAACGUAGAAUCGAGGCUCUCGUGCAAGCUGGUGUCGACGUGGUUGUGCUAGACUCGUCCCAGGGAAACUCGGUAUUUCAGAUAAAUCUCAUCAAGUACAUCAAAGAAAAUUUUCCUGAUCUACAGGUACGUAGCUUUCUUCUUCAAUUACAAGCGAGAAUCAGAUUUAUGAUAGACAAUUCGAAUUUGGCUGUAAGGAGGCUGUUCCAGAACUUAAACAAUCGGGAACACCAAUGAAAAUGGAGACCAAAUUUCAAAAAUGGUUCGGAAAGUUGAAACUUAAAGUGCAUUUGUCUUUAUUGUGAGCUGGUAGCCUAUUAUGCCUACUGGCAUGAUGACAGGAGCCUAUUGAUGAGCAAUAUUGAUAAUGAUGAUGACUACAAAGGGGGAACGAAAGUGAUUGACAAAAUCACACCAAAGUUUUCGCUCUAUCAAUAGCAAAAGUAUAUCACUUGUGGAAAGACGAAUUAAAGAGAAAACCGAUUGAAAAUCUUAAAGAAAUAUUAAGGGAAGAGGUGAUAGAAAAGACGAUACCUGAAAAACUGCGUUUUGUGAAACAUCAUACGAAAUCUCUGCAAGAGACGGCUGGGAUCGUGCAAAUGACGUCUUAAAAAGCCACCCUAUUGAGAGGGCUGCUAUCUCCUUCGGAGAGAAAAAGGGUUAAUUAUGUACUAAAUGUACUGAUAAAUUGUCAACGUACUUGUUGCAGAUUGUAGCGGGAAAUGUUGUUACCGCCGCCCAGGCGAAGAACCUCAUAGACGCCGGCGCGGAUGCACUGCGCGUAGGAAUGGGCAGCGGUUCUAUUUGCAUUACCCAAGAAGUGAUGGCAGUCGGUCGGCCCCAGGCUACCGCUGUGUUUCGAGUCGCGGAGUACGCGCGCAGGUUUGGUGUCCCUGUGAUAGCUGAUGGCGGGAUAAGAUCUGUUGGUCAUAUCAUCAAAGCGCUUGCGCUCGGAGCGUCAACAGUCAUGAUGGGCUCACUUUUGGCGGGAACUUCAGAGACACCUGGAGAAUACUUCUUCGCAGAUGGAGUUCGGUUAAAAAAGUACCGAGGUGAGUUCUGUCCUGGAGCCGAAAUGUCAGAAAUCUCAAAUUUCAUGGAAAAUAUAAUUUCGGACGUUUGAGAGACAUGGGAACGAAUUAUUCAGAAACCAAUAUUCUGACGGCGCGCGGGAUUUGUAGGGUAGUUUUCGGACUAUUUAAGGUUUUGGCGCGAGAUAUGUGUCAUUCUACGUCAGCUCAGUCGUCGUGAUCGUUAUCAUUUUUUUGUAAAGCUUCUUUUCCGAUGUCUCAUAUUCUUUCGAGUUCGGAAUAACCGUGAGGGUUUGGGUACUUAGUUAAGGCAUUUUUAAGCUUUUGGUCCUGUACUCCUUUGAAAUGAGUUCUUUUUGCAGUAUUCUACAUUGUUAUAACGUAUAUAGCCUUCUAUGUUUUCACUUGAGGCUUUUGCCCGAGGUUCCGAGUCACUGUAUUAGCAGGGGAAUACGUUUCCACAGAUUUUUUUGGCCACUUCUUAAGGGUGUUUUUUUUGUGAUUUUUCGUAUAUGUCUUGGCACAUCAAUCUAACCUAGGAACAUAUGAUGGUGUUUUGCUAUAGCUAUGGCAGAGGUGUAACUUAGCUAGGAUGCAUCUACACCAGAUGACUGUCUGACGCAUCCUAAAUAAACUUUCACAUUGAAUGUCUCGUGUUCGUGAAAGUCAGAAUAGCACAUGGUACCAUGUGAAAGAAGCGCUUAAGAGGUUUUCGAAGGUUUUAUUCGGGGUUUUAUUAAAUAUGAUUAGUCAAAGCGUAGAAAUAUUUAUUUGAUCUACAGACUCAAGAGUUAAAACUAUUUCCUUUUUUCCAUGAUUGACUUUGACAGUGAAAGAGUAAAAUUGUUCCAAUAAUCGGCUAGAACAGUUUUUUUCUUUCUUUGGCUUUGAAAAAAUGCGUAGACACUUAUAGAAAGAGUGAGUUAUGCUAUUCUGAAGAGCAAACGGGAGUAAAUGCAAACGAAACGUUCAGUCAGAGAGGGGCAGAGUAUGAUUUUAAGCAAGUGGCGGAAGAGAUAAGCAAAGUGUUAAGCGAAUAAUGCUUAAGUGGUUGAAGGAGCUUCUAUCUCGUAGACCGCGAUCAUCUUCCAUGACUGGAUUGCACAGACUUUUUUGGAAUCAGCAAAUUUCGCGGGAAAAGAAAUCGACCUCUCAAACGUUGUGCCACGUCUCCGAGCACGUUGGAUCCUCCGAUCGAGCCGAAUUUGGAAUUCAUACAAAAGAACAGGAGGAAAAAACAAAACAAAAUCGUAAAUCUCAUUUUACGACUUAUAUACUUGUGAAAUCAGAUACAGCUAAAAAGGUCGUACUCCAGAAGCACUUGUUUGAAGAACGCAUUAAAAACUACUUAACCCACUUUGAAAGGUAAAAGUACUCAAAGUUAAUUCCUUAAAACAGAACAGAACCAUGAAAACUGUCUAUCAAAAAAGGUUCCAUAUGGAUAGUGAUACCAUGAAGUAGCUAUAGCCUGCUUAAAACUUAGAACUACAUGAACAUUUGGCGUAUUAUGAUAAGCAGUUGGGUGAAGGUAAACAAGUCAGCACAAAUAAGGCGCUUUCCGGCACGAAAUACGGGUGUCUCGUGACUAAGUAUAUUACUAAUGGAAUUUAAUCUGUAUUUCCGUAUUAGCGUUUAAAAUCUCCAGGUGGGGCGUUACAAAGUUUCAAGCUUUAAGUAGUAAGCUAAGCCUUUCUCGUUAUCUGUAUUCCAAUAGUAGCUAAUAGUGAUCACUAUCGGAUGAACCACCUGUCAGCAAAAUUGGUUAUGCUAGACCGUCUGGGCGCUGUCCACAGUUCAAAAAAGUGUUUGCAGAAUUUAUAGUAUACUGUCGUAGAUACAUCAGCCAAGGAUGUUAAAAAUGGGAUCAAAACCUAACUUGAACACUAGCUCUAUCAGUAACUUCCUUUCCAAUUCUCGGUUUUGUUCUUACAAGGCUUAUCGUUUUCCCGUUCCCCGUUCCCCGUUCCCCGUUCCCCGUUCCCCGUUCCCUGUUCUCGCUCUCCGUUUUAGUAACAUCCCCUGAACAAAAAGGCGUCUUGCGCCAGCAUGUGUCGAGAGAGCUUCUUUUAAUUUUUUUUUUUUUUGGAAAAAUGUCUUCAUUUAGUUUUGUUUUUUUUUUGUGAGAAAAUGUCUUACCGUUUGACGGCCCUACCGAGGGGGCGGGCAAGCCCCCUACCCCUAAAGUAGUUUUAAAAACAAAAUUUCGAUCUCGACGAUCUUACGGAAAAGAAACAAGGGAAAUGAAUAUUACCAUGUGAGGGUACCGCCAGAGAAGUUUGAAGUGAUUCGUCUCACAUUAAAACGUUCUCUCGGAUGCGUUUGGUUGCGUCUGAAUGUUGUUCAGUACAACCUUGUUCCCCGUUCUCUCCUCCUCAUCCCUGCUGCCUCUCUGGCUCCGCAGGGGAGAGAAGGAUAGGACCGUUGGGACGAGGUUGUCUUUGUGUUCGUGUUACCUUGUUUUUCUCUUACGAUAAACAGAGGGCAGAUUUCCUUGGGAGAUAAUACCUGUUUAUUCGACCUUUGGAAUCUGCCAUGGCUCUUUGCCCCAAUAAUCUUGUUCUCAGCUAAAUCUUAUGUAAAAGGACAAAGUUUUAUAGGAGUGUAACCCGAGAUAAGUAUCGCACUUGUUUAAGCUUUUUAUUAUAAUCACAAUAUUAUUCUAAUGGGUAUCAAAUGCUAGAAUAUUCUCAUCUUAAACAGUCCCUAUGUGGUCCCUAUACCGUGACCUCCAAUGUUUAUUUUGAGGCUUAAUUGAGAGAAAGUCAUGAUGCAUCGAUUUUUCAAGACCAUACACUCAUUUGAUUACACGGAAACAUUUUGUUUUCCAUUUUUCUAAUACUAAAAUUGAAAAAUUGUUUGUUUGUUUUCAAAAUUCUCAUCUUAUAGUCGUCCUUUGUUUGAAGAAGAAAAGAUACAAGUGAAAUAGGAAAUUUAUCGAGUUGCAUGCGCGGUGGAGAACAGUAAUAAUUUUUUGUCACAAUCCGGAACUCUGGUUUUAAAUGUGAGCCAUUAGCAUGAGAUUAUCGCGAAACCCAAGGGAGGUCUACUGUUAACUUGUCAACUAAUGGUUUUAAGAUUAGAAAGUGUAAAAGCAGACUUUAAGUACUGUAUGCCUCCCGCAACUUUGUUUUGUAGUUCUCUUACAUCCUAGCUAAGGCUGAUUAAUUGCUCUUAAACUAGAUGCAACAAUUCAAAAAGUUGACUGUUUACUGCUCGCGGAUCUUAUGACUUGUUUAUAAUGUGGAAGGUGUUGAAUAAAACAGCUAUUGGUACCAGAUAGAGUGUUACAGUAAUCUGUUCCACACGAUGUUAUUUUAUGACAAAUCCAUUGACUCCUUUGGCAUAAUUUGAAAUUUUAUAUUGGGAUAAAGUUUUCUGGCGUAUUGUGAACAACAGCAUUAGAAAUAGUGACAAAUAAAGCUAAUCGGGUAGAAUGUUUAAGCAAUAUGCCACACUCCCUAUGGGUUUACCGGCGUGAUAACCCACGCGGGAUGUUAGGAGAACACGGGAAAAGCUUGUAAAUCACGAGCCGAAGGCGAGUGAUUUACAAGCUUUUCGAGUGUUCUCCCAACAUCCCAAGUAGGUUAUCACGCCGGUAAACCCAUAGAAGGUUCGGCUCGUGAUUUACAAGCUUUUCGAGUGUUCUCCCAACAUCCCAAGUAGGUUAUCACGCCGAUAAACCCAUAGAAGGUGUGGUCUAUUGCUUUUAAGAAAUAACUUUAAGUUUUCUAUGAGUUUACCCGCACAAUAAACCAUAGGUUUUUAACCAAUCAGAACGCGCGUACUGGUUUAGUUAUUUUAUAAAGUGUAAUAACUGCUAUCUCCAUUAAUGUAAGUGUUGUUGUUGUUGUAUUCUUUUUUCAAAUGUAGGAAUGGGAUCACUGGACGCGCUAGAACAUAGAUCAAGCCAAAGCCGCUACUUUGUCGAAAGCAACCGGAUGAAAGUUGCCCAGGGCGUGUCGGGGACCGUACCAGAUAAGGGUAGUAUCCAUCGUUUUCUCCCAUACCUUUAUGCGGGCAUACAGCACGGCUGUCAAGAUAUGGGUACUCAGAGUCUCUCCUCAACGCGGUCUAUGAUGUACCGCGGUCAACUUAAGUUUGAGAAGAGGACCACCUCGGCGCAAGCUGAAGGUGGCGUCCAUGGUCUACAUUCGUACGAGAAAAGGCUUUAUUAACUGUCCGACUCAGUAAAAAGCCGAACCUAACUUCUCAACAUUAAGUGCAAGGGGAAAGCCAAGAGCUGACGUGUAGGUGAACAAACCUAAAUCACUUGCCACUCCAAGAGAUGCUGCAAGACAGUUGCUAAACGAAUCUUUGGAUUUAUGCUUCAUUUUUUGCAUGGAGUGGCUUUUAACUUUAUACAGAGAGUGGCUGAAAACUUGAAAGGAUUAAUUCUGCGCGUGCGCUUGUUUAGACUGAAUAGAACCGCUGGUCGGAGUGACUUUCUUAAACUGAGAGCUUGAUUGAGUGAGUGUGCAUAAUUUGCUAACAAAGUUUGUGUUUCAUUUGAUAAACAUAAAAUUGUUUGUGUGAUUUUCUAUGUGAGCUGCAACCUGUUAUCGCUGAUUCCCAAACACUUUUCUCUUUUUUCAGUAUUUUAUUUAUUUAUUUUUUCGUUUUCUUUUACCAUUUUUCAAAUCGACAUCAACAGAAUCAGUCCUCCCGGGGCUGCGGGUUACACUUACUUUGGUAUUUGGUCUAUUUGCAUUGAAAGCCUGAUAUUUUUCUAGUCAGUUCUUUAAAGAAAUACUUUGAACGUAACAAACCAAAUAUACUUUACACGCCAUUUCUGGCGAUCGGAACUUAGCUAACCUGCGUAGCAUGGCUGUUUUGUCGAACGCACUACUGAAUAGCACGCGCCCAGCCGAAAAACCGCCAUGCUACGCAGGCUAGAAAUUAGCUUGUGUUUUAUUCGAG
This is a messenger RNA of Porites lobata, 9979 nucleotides long. NCBI's taxonomy places the organism in Eukaryota, Metazoa, Cnidaria, Anthozoa, Scleractinia, Poritidae. The record is from the annotation of a GenBank genome assembly.